Mus caroli (Ryukyu mouse) is the source of this 521-nucleotide messenger RNA. NCBI's taxonomy places the organism in Eukaryota, Metazoa, Chordata, Mammalia, Rodentia, Muridae. The record is from RefSeq and is a predicted model, not a curated record.
CGUUGUGACAUGAUGCAAACAGAAAUUCCAACAACCUCCAGAUAUGAUUAGGGUUCCUCCCCUGACAAGACCUAUCUUUGUAGUCUUUGACUCCUUGGCCUCUAGGUGGACAGCUCCAGUCAGCUCUGCCAGGGAAGAUGACUGAGUAUGAGUUCAUGUAUAUCCACUCCCUGGCUGAGCACUAUCUUCAGUAUGUCCGACAGGUACCUGCCUCUGAGUCGGCUCCAAGCGAAACAUCCAGAGUGCUACAAAGAGUUGCUUUCUCCGUUCAGAAGGAAGUUGAAAAGAAUCUGAAGUCAUACUUGGAUGACUUUCACGUGGAAUCCAUAGAUACUGCCAGAAUAAUAUUCAACCAAGUGAUGGAAAAAGAGUUUGAAGAUGGCAUCAUUAANUGGGGAAGGAUUGUGACUAUAUUUGCCUUUGGGGGUGUUCUCCAAAAAACUUCCACAAGAGCAGAUUGCCCAUGAUGUAGGUGCUUACAAACAAGUUUCCAGUUUUGUGGCAGAAUUCAUAAUGAAUAA